CUUUAUCCCCAGCGACAACAAGAAUCUCCUAGAGAUAGAAGAAGAAGGAUGUCGAUAUCACAAGAACAAGAAUUCCCACAGAAGGCAUUUGGAUGGGCAGCUACAGAUACUUCUGGUCAUCUCGCUCCUUUCAAAUUCUCUAGAAGGGCAACUGGAGAAAAGGAUGUGACCUUUAAGGUGAUGUACUGCGGGAUUUGUCAUACUCAAUGUAGUCAAAUUAAAAAAGAAUGGGGCAAUGCAAUCUACCCUAUGGUCCCAGGACACGAGAUUGUGGGUAUAGUGACAGAGGUGGGUCACAAGGUAGAAAAAUUCAAGGUUGGUGACAAAGUUGGUGUUGGGCCAAUGGUUUGGGCAUGCCAUUCUUGUGAUAACUGCAAAAGUGACCUUGAGAAUUACUGCCCUAAAAUGAUUAUGACAUACAAUUCUAUUUACGUUGAUGGAUCUGUAACUAAAGGAGGUUAUUCCGAUGUUAUGGUUGCCAAAGAGCGAUAUGUGGUUCGGAUCCCUGAAAACCUUUCACUUGAUGCGGCUGCACCACUACUUUGUGCUGGUAUUACUGUAUAUAGCCCAAUGAAAUACUUUAGACUUAGUGAACCUGGUAUGCACAUUGGUGUUGUGGGCCUUGGUGGUCUAGGUCAUGUAGCUGUGAUGUUCGGAAAGGCCUGGGGAAUGAAAGUUACUGUCAUCAGCACCUCACCCGCCAAGGAAAAGGAAGCAAUCGAGCAUCUUGGUGCAGACUCAUUUCUUGUUAGUCGUAACCAGGACCAGAUUCAGGCGGCCAUGGGAACAAUGGAUGGUGUUAUCGACACUGUCUCUGCAAAUCAUCCAAUCCUACCAUUGCUUAAUUUGCUAAAAGCUCAUGGGAAAUUAGUUAUGGUGGGUUUACCAGAAAAGCCACUGGAGCUGCCAGUUUUCCCGUUGGUUGCAGGGAGGAAAUUGGUAGCAGGGAGUUUCUUCGGAGGAAUGAAAGUGACCCAAGAAAUGGUUGAUUUUGCUGGGAAACACAAUAUCACAGCAGAUAUCGAGGUUAUUCCGAUGGACUAUGUCAAUACCGCGAUGGAACGUCUUGUUAAGGCUGAUGUUAGGUACCGUUUCGUCAUCGACGUUGCCAACACCUUACCUAAAACUGCCUAGUGCACUCAGCUGUCUCCCUGAAUCGCCAAGUAUAACAUCUACUUUAGUCUCCUUUCAUCGAGCCGAAUAGUUGGGACUUGAUUGUUUGUUUUCUGUCUGUUCUAUGUCAAAUUUAAAUGUAUUUCUUUAUGUUUUCCUUCGCAUUGUCACAAAUAAAACUAUAAGAGUACUUCCUGAGACUUCCAAGUCUCAGGAUUGAUUGCUCUCUUAUUCAACACCUAAUGUUCAUUGGAACUUUCCAGUUUAA
Papaver somniferum (opium poppy) is the source of this 1381-nucleotide messenger RNA. RefSeq names its product probable mannitol dehydrogenase. Gene Ontology annotation, biological process: lignin biosynthetic process. The record is from RefSeq and is a predicted model, not a curated record. The transcript has 6 exons. Bases 49 to 1134 code for a protein of 361 amino acids. NCBI's taxonomy places the organism in Eukaryota, Viridiplantae, Streptophyta, Magnoliopsida, Ranunculales, Papaveraceae. Gene Ontology annotation, molecular function: cinnamyl-alcohol dehydrogenase activity; zinc ion binding.